Molecule: messenger RNA, 3430 nt
Organism: Drosophila willistoni
Lineage: Eukaryota; Metazoa; Arthropoda; Insecta; Diptera; Drosophilidae
Product: DENN domain-containing protein 1A
Exons: 9
Coding region: 332-3118 (928 amino acids)
Biological process (GO): endocytosis; endocytic recycling
Cellular component (GO): intracellular membrane-bounded organelle; cytosol
Molecular function (GO): phosphatidylinositol phosphate binding; guanyl-nucleotide exchange factor activity
Source: RefSeq, a predicted model, not a curated record
UUUUUCUGCAGCGGCGCUAGUGUGCGGAGUGUUGGCGUAAGAAACUGUUUUUGGGUCUCGGUUUUUCUAUUUAUUUUUUUUUUUGCAUAAAUGCAAUUAUUGUCUCGACACAAUUAAAUGUGGCUGGAAAAUUAAUACUCAACAACAUCUCCUCUAAGCGCAGUGCAAUGAAAAUGAAUACAAGACAGUGAGUGAUAGUGAAAUGACGUUGCGAAUAUCCGCAAUAGCACAAAAAGAGUAUUAAAAUUGUGAAAAUCGUAUUAAUAAAACAUUGAAAUUUAAAAAAAUUCAAAAGGAAACCAUGUGCUAAAUAUACAACUACGCUACAAAAAUGGGUUCCCGAAUUAAAAACGAUGUGAAAAAACUCUUUGAGUUUUGGUGCGAAGUCAAACCAAAUCGUGGCCUGGAGCGCGGCACUAACUCGAGGCACGGUGGUCCAACGCCACCUGCUGGAGUGAUACUCGAAAGUUUCCCCGAAGGAUUUCGCGAUAAGGAGGUCCUCACCGGCAUACCAUCAUUUGCAUUUCCCUGCGAUUUCGAAAGCGAUUCUGUACAAUCUUAUUCAUUUGUUCAUACCACCGGCGACUCAAAAUGGCGAUUUGGCUUCUGUCGACACGACCCAAAGACUAACACAGCAAUGGUGCUGAUCACCUAUCUGCCGUGGCAUGAUACUUUCCUCAAGCUGCUGCCUGUUCUGGUGGAGCUGAAGAAAACCGAUCCCGAUGGCUUUCGUACCUUCCUGUCGGAAGCAUAUAAUCGCGGUGUACCCGAUUCGGGAGGUAGUCUAACUGUCUUCUAUAACAGUGGCCAAAAUCAUUUUAUAUUUGAGCGACCGUUGCAGUUCCAGUUGCCCAGUAUACCACAGAAUCACAAUUUAAAUCUCUAUUAUAACUUUGUGGAUCCCAAGGAAAUGAUAGGCGUAUUUGCUGCCAUGCUUGCUGAGCGUCGUAUCAUAUUCACUUCCCGCCAUUUGGAUCGGCUGUCGUCGUGUAUUCAAGCGGCCAAUGCGUUUCUCUAUCCCAUGGUCUGGCAGCAUAUAUUCAUACCAGUGCUUCCGUGGGAGUUUAAGGACUAUUUAGGAGCGCCCAUGCCAUAUUUAAUUGGAGUUCCGAAAGCUGUACUCGAAACUGUAUCCAAUGAUGAGCUCGGCGAAGUUGUGAUCUUGAACUGUGAUACAAAAAUAUUCGAGAGUCCCUUUGAUGAUGUGCACGACUUGCCGGCGGAGAUUGUCUCCCAGCUGAAGAAGAAUCUAAGUCACACACAGGAUCAUAUUGGAGAUCGGGUAUCGAAGAUAUUCCUGGGCGCUCUGGUGCAAUUGAUUGGCGGCUAUCGGGAUGCCGUCGAGUUCCACGACACCAGCAAGAGCUUUAAUCACGACAAGUUUAUCGAGUCUCGCCCGGGUCAUUUGCGGCCAUUUCUUGCCAAAAUGAUGGAACUGCAAAUAUUUGCACAAUUCAUUGACGAUCGCCUCAAAAUGCUUAACAGUGGCCUUGGAUUCUCUGAUGAGUUUGAGCUAGAAACGGUUCGCUAUGCAGAAAAAAUGAAAAAACGGGGCCGCAAUUAUGUUUUUCUCAAGAAUGUCAAGGACAAGACUAAUCCGGCUGUUAAAUCUGCCGUUAAAUCGGUCAAGGAGAGUUCGCGGGGCAUGAAGACUGCCUAUAAGGGUUUCAAGUCUAAAUUGAGAGAAAAUAGCAAUCAAUUCGGUGGUGCGAACUUCCACUUUGGACUUGGCUCGCCACAGCAUUCGGAUCGACCGGACGGUAGCAGCAGCGGCAUUGUCUACGGAAAAGCCUCGCAUCAUUCGGCCCCAAGCUCUCCGGUGACUAGUAAGCGAUUGGACGGCAUCAGUAUAAGCAGCAAUGGUCCAGGAAGUAGUACAUCGUCUUCCACGUACCAACAGCAGACGGCAACGCGACGUGGUCCCAUUCCUUUGGCAAUGUCUAGCUCGAGUUCGCACAUUCAGCCAAAUGGCUAUGCGUACGGCUCGCCGGCUCCUGCUCAUUAUGGUCAUCAUUUGGCUGCGUCUUCUGCUGUUAGCUCGGCAAGUUCGUUAUGCUCGUCAUCGGAAAUGAAUCUGUCACAAGAGCUCCAGAACCAUCCGCUCUUCAAGACGCCGGCAGUGGAUCGUAGCCUGAAGCCAAAUGUAGAGCAUAAUGUUCGCCAGCAGCAGCCAAAAGGAGGAGCCCCACCAGCUCGUCCACCUCCGCCACAGCAACAGCAGACACUGCCCACAUCCUACUACAACCAUCCACAUGUGGAGACCAAACCACCACCAACGCCGUCUCAUCAUCUGCGCCAGACACUGUCCACUGCUAACACAACUGAGUCAAGCUUUGAUUCACCGCCCGAUAUGCAAUCGCCGCCGAUUCCACCGCGUCGUAGCCAAUGCAGCUCCAAUGCAGUGGCCACCACAGCAGCUGCUGUCAGCGCUGGGAUUAGCCGUCUCGAACGCAAUUGCUGGCACGAUGAUCUAGAGUCCAACCGAAGCGGGUCUAUGCGUAUUUCAAAUGCGUCAUCCUCUUCAUCAUCAUCGUCGUCCUCUUGCUCCUCAGGCGCCUCAUUUGUGACGGCGGCUUCGAGAUUCUCGCAGUUGAAUGUCUCCGAUCCGCCCCCGAUACCCACACCGCGAGCUAAGAGAGAGCAGCCGCAGCAGCAGCUACAGGAUGAUAGCGUUAAUGAUCUGAUAUCGCUGGACGAUAGUAACAACACCAGUUUCGACUUGGAAGAUUUCGAUCCGCUCAAUCAGAAUGCCCGCCCCCUACCACAGAUUGGCAAUACGAUCUUUGGUCGAAAGUCCAGUACUCUUCCCGUAGGAAUAACACCUCCAACUGCGGUUGGCAGCAGCGUUAACAACCCGCUUUAUCCUUAUUUUGCUCCCAAACACAUGGCAACAGUAGCGGCUGUCACGAGCCGAUUGCCAGUUCCACCACCGGCACAUAUCCACAUUCCCACACAGCGCAAUACAAUGCCCGUCAAGACGGAUGAUGACUUUGAGUUGUUACGUAAAUACGGACUAGAUCAAUUCCCGCUUAACGGCUCGGAGCAGCAAUUGACAACAGCUGGAAAUGGAACGAUAUCGUCCGGCAAGGGCAUGACCAACUGGACGACAUUCGAUUAAAGGUCGUGCUGCGUGGACGAGGAUAUUGGAAACUCAAUACCAAAAUAAGUGUGUGAUUAGACGGUUAGCAACGAUUUCAGUGUUGUAAAUAGUUAGGAACGGCUAAGAAAUUAACGAUGUCACCAGUAGGACAUCCAAUUAACCCUUAAAUGUUAUCGUAUAGUAGUGCUUCCAUGCAAAAAUCAAUAUUUUCUUUGACUCUUCAAAAUCCCCAAAUGCUAACUAGAGAACCUAAAAGACAUAUAAGCGAGAAUUCGAAUUAGCCUAACGAAAAACAAAUCAAACACCAUUAAUAAACAAAUAGCAAAAUCA